This is a messenger RNA of Aspergillus steynii IBT 23096, 351 nucleotides long. RefSeq lists its product as uncharacterized. The record is from RefSeq and is a predicted model, not a curated record. Lineage: Eukaryota; Fungi; Ascomycota; Eurotiomycetes; Eurotiales; Aspergillaceae. The coding region runs from base 1 to 351 and encodes 116 amino acids. The transcript has 2 exons.
AUGAGCAGCCCGGCAGCUGCUCGUAUGCAAGCAUAUCAAGCUAACCAUGACCAGGUGAGUGGCUGGGUCGACAUUCUCACGUUUGAAACGAUGGUGGAGGUCGAAGUAUGUGGCAUCCACCUGGGCGUGUUCCACGGCAUCGCCAGCCAGACCCUACAGAUAGACCUAGCCUUGCAACUUGUGGUCGGGAACCUGAAGCUGGAAAUGAACGCGUUCGACGACAUCUGGGUCCACAUCGAUAACUUGCCGGGGGAGAAGGGCAAGGCCGUGGAGGCCUUGAACUGCAAGCGAUCCGUUUUGGCGCAGCAUCUGCAGGAGCUUCCAUGUGAGCCAUGGGUGCCCGUCAGAUAG